Molecule: messenger RNA, 2549 nt
Organism: Andrographis paniculata
Lineage: Eukaryota; Viridiplantae; Streptophyta; Magnoliopsida; Lamiales; Acanthaceae
Product: protein FAR1-RELATED SEQUENCE 6-like
Exons: 2
Coding region: 290-2311 (673 amino acids)
Biological process (GO): regulation of DNA-templated transcription
Molecular function (GO): zinc ion binding
Source: RefSeq, a predicted model, not a curated record
UCUGUAAUUUCCCUUUUCAUCUUUUCGGCUUUUAUUGAGCCUAUGGUUUCAGUGAAACUGCUACACUUAACUUCGUCAGUUCGCCAUUCCUGAAACCCUUACCCGCCAAGGUUUUCCAAAUCGCCUUUCAGGGUUUCGCGGCAGAUCGGCUGGGAAAUCGCCGUCCGAUCCGGAAUCGUGUGGCAUCUGUAGCCUGGAACUGAAGAGAGCAGCAAUUUUGCGAGCAGACGCAUGGGUUAAGGGUUCGAGGUUGGCAUGUAUCUUUGUGGCAUGACCAUUUCUGACAUGUAUGGACGAAAUGUCUCUGGAUUUGGAGCAAGCCAUGGAUGGAGUGGGGGGUGAAACUCCUUCAGAAAUUCAUGAUGGCAAAACAGCAUUAGAUGAUCAAACUGGGAAGUUUGAAUUCAAUAUUUCCGAGGGAGGUAGAGAAUUUGUUACUCCUGAUGUAGGAAUGGAAUUUGAGUCCUACGAAGAUGCAUACAACUAUUAUAACUGUUAUGCAAGAGAGUCUGGAUUUAGUGUGAGAGUGAAGAACUCAUGGUUCAAAAGAAAUAGCCGAGAGAAAUAUGGGGCCGUCCUGUGCUGCAGUAGCCAGGGCUUCAAAAGAGUGAAAGAUGUUAACCGUCUCCGGAAGGAGACGCGAACUGGAUGCCCUGCGAUGAUGAGAUUGAGAUUAGUCGAUUCUAAAAGAUGGAGGAUACUUGAAGUUACUCUUGAGCAUAACCACCUGUUGGCGGCGCAAGGUUAUAAGCCCUUGAGGAAUAUGAGCAGCGGGAGCAAGAGAAAGCUGCUAUGUAAUUCUGAUUCUGAAAUGCCAGUUAAAGUGUAUCGUGCCCUUGUGAUAGAUGGCGGUGAUGGGAACUCCAAUUUCGAUCAAAGGCAGGCAAAACUGUUGUCCGAACAGCCCAAUCAGUUGAACUUAAAGAAAGGCGACACACAAGCAAUGUAUAAUUACCUCUGCCGUAUGCAGCUGACCAACCCAAGUUUCUUUUACUUGAUGGAUCUAAAUGAUGAAGGGAGAUUGAGGAAUGUGUUUUGGGCAGAUGCCAGAUCGAGGGCUUCUAAUCGCUACUUUGGAGAUGUGGUUUUCUUCGAUAAUACAUUCUUGUCAAACAAGUAUGAGACUCCUCUCGUGGCAUUUGUUGGCAAUAAUCACCAUGGUCAAUCAGUUUUACUUGGUUGUGGCCUGCUUGCAGAUGAGACCGUGCAAUCCUACACUUGGCUCUUUAAAUCAUGGCUUUCUUGUUCGGCUGGGAAUUCCCCACAGACGAUUAUCACUGACAGGUGCAAGGUUUUGCAGAGUGCUGUUGCAAGUGUUUUCCCCAAUUCUCACCACCGAUUCGGCUUGUCACAUAUAAUGAGAAAAAUCCCAGAGAAAUUAGGGGGACUACGCAACUACGAUGCUUUGAGAAAAGCAUUGCUCAAAGGAGUUUAUGAGGUGUUAAAACCAUUCGACUUUGAAGCAGCCUGGGGAUUCACAGUCCAGCAUUUUGGUGUCGCUGACAAUGAGUGGCUUCGAUCAUUAUACGAAGACAGGGCACAAUGGUGCCCUGUUUACCUUAAGGACACUUUUUUCAUGGGAAUGGCUGCUGCACGGCCUGGUGAGACACUAACUGCAUUUUUCGACAAGUACUUGCAUAAGCAAACUCCCUUGAAGGAAUUUCUAGACAAAUAUGAACUAGCGCUGCAGAAGAAGCAUAAAGAAGAAGCAAAUGCAGAUAUGAAGUCGAGAAGCUCUUCCCUCGAACUGAAAACAAGAUGCUCCUUUGAACUGCAGCUGUCCAAAGUAUACACUCAAGCAAUGUUUCAAAAAUUUCAGCUGGAAGUCGAGGAGAUGUACUCCUGUUUCGGCACGACUCAGAUACGCACUGAUGGGCCGGUCACGCUAUUCAUAGUCAAGGAAAGGGUUCUUAACGAAGGAAACAGAAGGGAGAUUAGGGACUUUGAAGUUCUCUACAAUCGAGGCACUGCUGAAGUUCGUUGCAUCUGCAGUUGCUUCAACUUCUACGGCUACCUAUGCCGGCAUGCUCUGUGUGUGCUGAACUUUAACGGGGUUGAAGAAAUCCCUUCGAAAUACAUUCUACCACGGUGGAAAAAGGAUUUCAAACGGCUGUAUAUUCAGGAUCAGAGAGGCGAUCGUGACACAGAUGGUAGCAAUCAUGAACGGAUCCGAUGGUUCAACCAGCUGUACAAUAGUGCAAUCCAAGUUGUGGAGGAGGGAGUGAUGUCUCUGGACCAUUACAAGGCCUCGCUCCGAGCACUCGAGGAGUCGCUCCCCCGGGUUCACAGCAUCGAACAAAAACAUGUGUAAGCUGUCUUAUCUUAUUUGAUUUCAUUACCUGUUUUGUUUUCUGCCCAUUUUGCAUGCUGUGAUCCUUAGAAAUUCAUCAAUUCAUUAAGCAAAGAUUGCAUCUUUGUUGAUCUUUAAAGGUUAAUUUUCUUGGCAAAUCCCUGGGGCUUCUUUACAUGAUCUGCCAUAGCUUUCAUAGUCCAUUGUACACAUAUUUUGGUGUAAAUUAUUUGAAUAUGUUUGUUUAGUAUUUUUAAUC